Physcomitrium patens is the source of this 719-nucleotide messenger RNA. Its product is annotated as small ribosomal subunit protein eS30z/eS30y/eS30x. Gene Ontology annotation, molecular function: structural constituent of ribosome. Gene Ontology annotation, biological process: translation. The record is from RefSeq and is a predicted model, not a curated record. Gene Ontology annotation, cellular component: cytosolic small ribosomal subunit; ribosome. Lineage: Eukaryota; Viridiplantae; Streptophyta; Bryopsida; Funariales; Funariaceae.
GUUUUUAGCGGCAGCAGUAGCUGAGACUAUCGCUUCAUACACUCGAGCUCGUCGUCAGUGAGGCUUCAUUGCUAACAUUCUCUCGCACACUGCGUUUUCGCUUGCGAUCUGACGUCUGCUCACCAUGAGUAAGGUUCACGGAUCUUUGGCUCGUGCCGGAAAGGUGCGUGGUCAGACACCCAAGGUUGCGAAGCAAGAUAAGAAGAAGAAACCUAAGGGUCGCGCGCACAAGAGGAUGCAGUACAACCGUCGGUUUGUGACUGCAGUGGUCGGAUUCGGCAAGAAGAGGGGUCCUAAUUCAUCUGAGAAGUAGGGUGUGGUGAAGUGCACUAUCAGUCACCUACAUAUAAUGGGCGAGUUCGAGUAUCACAUUACAUGAUGUAGUUAAGGUGCAGCAGCUGUUUGUGCUUCGUUCGCACGGGGACGUACUGAUGCAGUAUGUUUGCGCCGAAGCUAAUUUUUUUACUAUUUAUAUCAGUAUCAUGACACUUGCAGCCUCGUCACGGUUGUAUUGUAACAUGAUUAUGAAUCCGGCUUCGACUGCUCUCAGUUUAGCUUCUUUACCUCGGUAUAGGAUGGCUCCGCGUUGGUCCAUUUUCGUGAAUUUGAACUCAUGUUUCCUUGCGUUCUAGGUUGAAAUGUAUUCCAGUCUGGCAAUUUGGCAAUACCGAAUGUCGGUCCUUGUUUAAUCCCAUGCUACUCUUACUCUUUUAUUUUUA